UGCAUCUUCUAUUGCAUUGACGAUCUAGAAGGAGUUGGUCGCGAGAACCCACUUUGCAUAGAUCUAACGCAGAGUCUACUUUGAUACCUUGAAACUCUCGGUGUCCUUCAUCUGACCUGCCCUAGCCUAACCUCCUAAACUUCUUGCGCGCGUGAGUUCCUUUCUUCAAGAGAUCACCGACUGACACUAUCCCAGGGCGGUUUCCUACCAUCUGCUUGGCCCAGCCUUGUGGCUAGCGCUGCGAAGAGACCUGAGCAAGAAGUCGGUCGAGUCAUCAGCUCAACAAAUUGCGACCAGCGCGCGAAGAUUCAAAGGUUGCCUAUCAUGCUGUCCACACCGCACAGCAAUUAUCACGAACGACAUCGUCAACAUCGGAGACAAAUCUCCACGCCGUCCGCUCUUGAUGCCGUCAAACCUCCAACUCUUCCCGCUCAAGCUAUGCACCGAUUUCAUGCUCAUCGCCGAGGCCAAAGCUUCGAUGCGCGCGCCAUGCGCGUCCAGCGAUCGCAGUCCAUGCAAGAUGGUACCAUGACUACUAACGUAACAGUACCGCACCAGCACCCAAAUAUGUUGGCACCUGCGCAAGACCAGCGCUUCCUACGAGUCGCGCAGCCAACUUACCCCCACCAACCGGCACCCAUGCCCAUGAUGGCUGAAUGCCAGGCUUUCUCUCAAGAAGACCUGCACUCCUUCGGUGCCCGUCAUAGUCAAGGAGGUCAACCGAACAUGCCUUACAUGAACGCGAACUUUAUCAAGAUGGAAAGCCAACCAAUGAACAUGUCCCUCAACCUCAUGCAACAACAGUCGCUACAGGAUACGAAACUGCCCUGUCAAGCGUCCCUGGAGGGUCAGAUCUUGGACAAUGGAGCUUGGGAUGUCUACCCACAAAACAACAUCGCUGCCGCAUUCCAGCAGCAACAAGCUAAUGCCAUGGCAAUGGAUGUAAGAAGACUGUCAGCGGCGCCAGCUGUCGGUCCGUCACACCAGACGCAUACGCCAAAGCUUAGCAACGGACAAUAUGGCCAGAUCACACCAGCGGCCACCCCUUUCAAACAAACAGUGGGCCUUGCGCACUACAACCCGGACAUUCAGCCUUCCUCGACCAAGGACCAAAGCCUUGCUAUGGCCGGUUCAGCGCAGGCGUCGUACAUGCAGCGAGCGAAGUCUCUCCAAGGUGUAGCCGGAACUACAUUUUCUCAGCAGAAGUUUAAUGUGCCCUCCCCCCCCACCACAGCAUCAUUUGAAGUGAAUACGUUUGAUACUUUUGACUAUGAGCAGGGUUCUAACAUCGAAGUUCCUAAGUCCGAGAGUCUUUCACAAGGGCCGUAUGCCUCGUCGUCAUCAGCCACGUCGUCCUUCGCUUCGUCACCCGAACUCGCCGCUAUGCCUUGUCCCGAAGACGGUACUGGAAAAGCACAGAAGCUGCCGAUAUAUCCUGCCACCCCUAACCGUGCGAAUCACCGGAAGACCCCGAGCGCAACUCCUAGCACAGCAGCCAAGCCGAAGCUCUCGCCGCGCGUCGCAUCCAUUGAUAGCCUCAACUUGGACGCUCGCGUACAGGCAUCGAUCAAAGAAACCGGAGUUACUAUUGACGAGAUUGCGUCUUACAUCCAUGGUCCAGACCCAGACGAUGGUAAAUGGGUAUGCCUGCACCCCGGAUGCGAGCGUCGCUUCGGGCGGAAAGAGAACAUCAAGUCGCACGUGCAGACUCACCUCGGAGACCGCCAGUACAAGUGCGAUCACUGCAACAAGUGCUUUGUCCGUGGUCAUGAUCUCAAACGGCACGCUAAAAUCCACACUGGAGACAAGCCCUACGAAUGCCUGUGCGGCAAUGUGUUUGCGAGACACGAUGCGUUAACUCGACAUCGCCAGCGCGGUAUGUGCAUUGGUGGAUACAAGGGCAUUGUACGCAAGACUACGAAGCGCGGUCGCCCCAAGAAGCAUCGGCCAGAGAUGGAUGAGAGACAGGAUAAAGCAGCAAGAACCCGUCAGCGCAUCGCCGAAAAGGGAUCUUUCGAUUCCUCCGCUUCCGAUUGCUCACGCAGCACCCCUCCGUCCGAUGUCUUCGAGAACAUGAGCCUUCACGGAUCUAGCCCUUCCGAGGAAAUGCCGGUGUUCAGCAACCCUAACUACUCCUUGCCUCCGGGAGUGUUUACCUUCACACCACCCGCGUCUCCAGGCCACAGCACCGGAAACAAGCCGUCUCCUGUCCAAAGUCACCGCUCGCUCAGCCCUACCACCGAGGACGAAAUGCUGCCUCCGCCGAUCAAGCAGCCCUUGCAGCGACUGAUGUCCGAUUCCGGCCUCCCCUAUCUGUCGGACCCCGAGUCAUGCACCUACACCGACGGCUCCGGCUCAGUCACCAACAGUGUCUCCUCUCCGCAUUCAGCCCCAACGCUGACCGAUUCGUCGACCGGCUCCGAACUUGAUAUCUUCAUUAGUCAGGGAUCGAGCGCGACCUUCGCUAAACAGGAAUUCGCCGACCUGACUGAGACCGACAUGGCUGCCUUCCCCGAUUACGUUAACACGGCGACCUUCGAGAACGGAAUGGAUCUAUACCCCGCGAAAGGCUAUCCCUCGGGCCCUACCAUGGGUGAUGAUUUCUUCUUCCAGUUUCAAGUGGACGAGCAAUCCGCAGACGCUAUGACCAAGGAAUUCUUUAUGGAUUGAGGAGAGAAAAGACAAGACGACAGUUACGAUCACGAUUUCGAGGUGAAUUUAUAACGAACAAUACCGGCGAUUGACGACGCAAUGACCUCAGGCUAACGCCCCAUGUGCAACAAGACUCUUGACGAUUUAGGACUGAACGAUUGGAACCAUGCAUAUAAGAUAUGACCCCCCGCCCCCUGCCCUUUACCCUCAAGAUCCGAUGCGAUACGAACCCAUGUACACAAUGUCUUUUACGAAAGCCCCCUCACACCCCUUUCUCUUCCAUUCCAGCCGUUUGCGCGGAACGAAACUGUGACCACUUCGAUUGAUUUUCACCUGUGCCAAAAGAAA
Aspergillus homomorphus CBS 101889 is the source of this 3000-nucleotide messenger RNA. RefSeq names its product putative C2H2 transcription factor (Swi5) (gene ace2). NCBI's taxonomy places the organism in Eukaryota, Fungi, Ascomycota, Eurotiomycetes, Eurotiales, Aspergillaceae. The record is from RefSeq and is a predicted model, not a curated record. Gene Ontology annotation, cellular component: nucleus. The transcript is spliced from 3 exons. Gene Ontology annotation, biological process: regulation of transcription by RNA polymerase II. The coding region runs from base 325 to 2670 and encodes 781 amino acids. Gene Ontology annotation, molecular function: RNA polymerase II cis-regulatory region sequence-specific DNA binding; DNA-binding transcription factor activity, RNA polymerase II-specific.